Messenger RNA from Phaethon lepturus (White-tailed tropicbird), 768 nucleotides. It is a transcript of the gene IQCK, whose product is annotated as IQ motif containing K. Bases 1 to 768 code for a protein of 255 amino acids. The record is from RefSeq and is a predicted model, not a curated record. Gene Ontology annotation, molecular function: protein binding. NCBI's taxonomy places the organism in Eukaryota, Metazoa, Chordata, Aves, Phaethontiformes, Phaethontidae. The transcript has 8 exons.
AUGUUACAUGGCCUGAAGUACCCAGUUCAGCGCAGGCGUGAGGAAGAAAUGGUGUCGUGGCCUGCGGUUUACCACGCAGUGAUCUGCACCCUGCGUGGCUCCGGCUCUGUGGGUUAUCCUGAGUAUGAAGCAGAAGAGUCUCAAUUUCCAGAUGUUCCUGAAUCAAAGCAUGGAUCUGUGUCUUUGGAAGCGGGAAUAUUGCAGCCAUUAUGUAUGGAACAAUUUUAUUCAGCCCCUGCAGCUGAUACUCUUGUCCAACAGUUGCUUCCCAUACCCGAGGCAGCCCCCUUUCCAGAACCACCUGAUCCAAAAACAUGUUCUCCUCGAGAAUACUUAGAGUAUUACAUAUUUCCAGUACUCUUACCCGGAAUGUCUGAACUUCUGCAUCAAGCAAAGAAGGAAAAGUGUUUUGAGAGACGAAGGACCAAAUUUAUUGCCUGUGAUUUCCUAACUGAGUGGUUAUACAACAAAAACCCAAAGAGGAAAGAUGAGUCAUUCACAGAAUUCUUUUCCAUUCCUUUUGUUAACGACUGGCUAAAGGACCAUCCUAGGCCACCAAUUCCUCUCUCUCUCCUUCUAUCAGAAGAAGAAGCAAGCAUACUAAUUCAGUCCUUCUGGAGAGGUUAUCGGGUCCGCUGUGAUAGUGAAAUACAAGAGCUACGUCAGUGGCAGAAGCAGUUGAGAGAGGACAAAAACAUUAUUAAAAGAGUGAAAGAAUUCUGGGCUAAGCAGGAAGCCAAAGGUAGUGAAUUAAAUGGUGUAUUUUAA